Molecule: messenger RNA, 7260 nt
Organism: Ailuropoda melanoleuca (giant panda)
Lineage: Eukaryota; Metazoa; Chordata; Mammalia; Carnivora; Ursidae
Product: protein-lysine methyltransferase METTL21E
Exons: 5
Coding region: 6441-7211 (256 amino acids)
Source: RefSeq, a predicted model, not a curated record
GGCUCGUGUUUGCUAACCUGAAAAUAUCUAUAAUAAUGCGUAAUGUCUACUGUGAUACCUAUGGUCCUGAUGAUAUGUUAGAGAAAAUUUUGACAGACAAAUUAAAUAUAUAGACUUGCUAAGAAGUUAGAAUUUUUUUUUGGUAUGGAAAAGAAGAAUUAAUUUUUUUCCCAAGUGCUAUACACUACAUACAUGAUUGUGAUUUCUAAGAUAUUUCUUUUUGGAUAGGAAGAGAGAUAAAAAUAGUUUUGUGUAAGGCUACAAGUUUUUAUGAAUGCCUGCAUGAAAGAUGAUUUUAGAGUAUAAAAAGAUUUUUAGCCUGUGUUUAUGGUUCCUCUGAUGUAUUAACGGAGACAAAUAUAUAAUGUGAUUUGACCUUUUAGUAUAAGGAGAAUUUAAGUUUGAAUUCUGCUAUAAUUGUAGUUAUUUGAAACUGACCUCCCAUUUUUACAUCAUUUUAAAUAUCAAGAAUGACUUUGCAUGGAUUAUGUAAUGUAACUAUCCCCAUUGUCUUGAAAUAAAAAGUGCAGACAGACACUAUUGAUGUAAACCUGAAGAGCUAGUACUAUGUUUUUGUAGAACAUUUGUCGUACGAAUUUAAUUAUCUUGGCUUCCUUCUUCUCUCUCCUUUAUGUACACAUGGAUGUUUUCUAAGAAAUGUAGUCCUAUUUUUUUUCUUUCUUUCUUUCUUUCUUUUUUUUUUUUUUUCCUUUUUUAGGCAUACCAGGUGGCCUCUACCUAGGUGAGCAUAUCUUUAGGCCAAGAGAGCUGGGAGUGUGCCCAGUAUUGGCAGCUUACAUGGCUUCCACACAAUGGUUUGACUCUAGUGAUUUUUGCAAACCUAAACAUUUAAAGUUGUUAUCACUUAGAGAAUCCAGCCAUUUAGAUGAUUUGAAUGAAGAUGCAAUUUCUUUGCAGUUUGUGAAUAAAAUUUCAUCAUUAUCAUUAUCAUUAGUAACAAUGCUUGGUUUCAACUGUGCAUAUGAUAAUUUGGCAAGUUACAAAGGAAAUGCGAGAAGUUCAAGGUAAGGUUGAGACAGAACCAGUAUUAAAAUAUUUUAUAACAUGAGAAAACACACCCCAUAAUCAUCUAGAUAGCCAAUUAAAGCUUUAAAAAUAUGUUCACAGGCAGAUUAAGUGUGUGCUGCUGGGGCAGAGUCAGGUGGCUUUUUGUUGGAAAGACUUCCACUAACCCUAGGAACACUCAGUUCUUUGGUGCUGAAGGAUACUGACUUUACCUGUCCUAACUCUUAUACUUAGUAUCUCGUGCUUGAAAAAGAUGGAGCAAACCUUUAGCCCAGUUCUAUUUCAGUGCUGGCCUGAGGGUCCAAGAAUUAUAGGAUGUCACUAAGUUAUAUACAGAUUAAAGUUAGGACCACGGUACAUACCAAAUAGUCCUCUGUGUAUAGUUUCUAAUGCUGCGUUAAGAGUCUGAGCUAUCUAAAACCUUAUCCACAUUAACUAUUCUAAAUAUCUUGUGUUGCCUACCUCUUGCCGACAGCUACUCUCCAGCUGUUAACACACACAGCGAUGUGUUACAGAGUGGCUCCACAGGGUCUGUGGCCUUGGGGCAGGUUCAUCCUAACCCAAGGCUCAGUGAUUUCUGUGCAUGACUCCCAAGUCUGCCCCUCUAACCGCUAGCUUGAUGGCCUUCUACUUUGUGUCCGUUCAGAGCCCUCCAGAAGCAGAUGCCCAAAUGGGAUUAAAUGUGCAGGAGAUUUACUGGGGGAAAUGUUCGUGGACUAUAAAGAAAGAAGGGACAGAAGUGGGCGGGUACAGCCAUCAGAUCACGGUGCAGGUCUCACAUGUGCGAGAGGAGAGGGACCGAGUCGCCCAUUAAAUGUGUGUUGUCUGUGGAACAGGAAGGAAGUGGCACUAACGGGCAGCUCCAGGGGAGGCAUGGCCUCCGAGGAGCCAAAGGGACAGAGGUGGAGCUGUUGGGCAGCUGUGUUCCCCGCGGUACCCUCCCUUAAUCUGAGCACCACACCUCGAGUGGCCAGUGUGUCAUACCACAGAGUAAUGCACGUUAAGAAAAUAAUUUCCCUUUGCAGAUUUACACCCCUGCCCAAACUAUAUUUUCUAUCUCAGUUUAUGGCAACUUCAUUUCCCUGGCUAGAAAUCUAGAAGCCUCCUAGUCCCUCUUCCUCAUCCCAUUCAUCAUUCCAUCCCACCAGUUUUACCAACUCACAUUUCCUGACUCCUCAUGCCCUUUGUCAGCACCACUUGCCUUGAUUCAGGUCUUUAUUAUUUCUUCUUGUGACUGUUGUAAGUACCUUCUACCUACCUGGCUGCCCCUACUGUGGGCCAGCAUGCUUUAUCCCCUCUACGUCUCUCUCUAUAGUUUUCUCUAUAGCUGCAUGAUCUUUUCAAAAAUUCAAAUCCUGUCACAUUCACCUCCUUCCUAAAAUUCUUUGGUGCCUCAUUAUUUCCAAUAGGAUGAAAUCAAAACUUCUUAGCAUGACUUAAGUAUUUUAUCUCAUGCUGCAACUCCCUCACUCAUCCUACAUUUUAGUUCUGAGUUCCCCAAACUGGAAAACUGGUCAAGAGUCUUUUUGCCAGUGGGCUUUUGCACGUGCUGUUUUCUUUGCACGGUGUGUCUUGUCCCUUCAUUUGUCUCGCAGACUCAUCAUCGUCAGGGCUCAGGUCAUUCUUUUCUGAGCUCUCCAAGAUGUGGAGCUUUCUCUUUCUAGUUUUGAGUCAACUAGUUAACUCUCAAUUGUAACACUUAAAUGUUGCUCUAUCUUUAUAUUCAUAGUGCUCAGGUGCUGAAUAAAAUGACUGAAUGAAUGAAUUAGCUAUAACUGAGGCCUGCUGGCUGAACUUGCAAUUUGCUCAUUGGUAAUGAUCUUGUGUUUCUGGUCCCCAGUUGUUGGCUCUUCUCAGAACUGAGUAUAAUGUAUUAUUUAGGGAUAUCAGGUGAAAACCUUUCACAAGCAUCUUUACAGAGUUGGGUUAUGGAGAAGAAAGAUUAUCUGAGUAAUUCUAUUUCUGUUUAAGGGACAUAUCAAACUAUGGUUUGAGGCAGUAAUUUUAACGUAGUGGUUGAAGGACUACAGCACAUAUAAUUACUAAUGUGACAAUCAUUCAUCAACAUAUGGUACGUGUUUAAAAAGUAACCUGAACAACUAUCUGCUAACACUAAUACAGUUUCCAUGUAUUGAAUGAAAAUCACUCUUAAAUAUAUCAGUCUGCCUCACAUGUUUUCAGAACACAAGUCUGAGUGUCAGGUUUGCGUGUCAAUUGUUGCCCUGGAGGGAAGGUCUACCCCCACUUCAGAGGUUCAGGAAUUCAUGCUUGGCUCCUAGACCCAGUGCUGCUGCCUUAGUUCAGCUCUGGCAUCUUGUGCCUGGAUUAUUGCAAUAGUCUUCCAAGAGCUUCUAAUGUGGCCUUCAGCUGCUGCUGCCAGAGGUUUGCUGCAAUCAAGCCUCUGAAGUGAAUUCACUGUUAGGUUUUCCUUCUAAGAAAAGCAUCAUCAUAAUGCAGCAGAAUCCUGCUAAUUUUCACUUCAUACUUGAAAUUGUUAAUUCUCGGGAGAAGAAGAGCACCUGGUAGAUUUUAUUCACUAUCAGCAAAGACUUAAUAGCAGGAAAAUGGUGUUGUCUUUUUUGUAUCAAAGAACAUUAAAAUAAGAUAAGCUGAAAAUAGCAACAUAAUUGUAAUAUUGUCUUGAUUAUGUUUUAUUUACAGUUUGUUUUGAUAUUUGUGUUUUAAUAUUAAACUCGUUAAUAAAAUAAUGCUCUAAGAUUGUAGUAGGUAGCUUUUAUCUAAAGAUACAGGUAUCAGCUUUCUGCUUUUUGUAGAGGAAAUUCAAGAUUCAACAUUUUGUGUAACAUUACUCAGUUUUAGUUACUUGACUCAGGGCCUAAGUGCUAGGUAACAAGGAGAGAGUAUGUGUGGAAAAAAUAUUCUUCAGAAAUGUAAAUUAGAAUUCCAUUGUAUGUUAAUGCUAUUAAUUUUUGGAGGAAGUUGCUCUUCAAAUCUUAACUAAAGGCCAAAGAAUAUCUACUCAUUCAUUAAUCUUCUCAAGAUUCAGUCCCAUAUUCAAUAAAUAACUAAGCAUGUAUUUUAAGGAACAUAUUCUUUGAAUAUUAUUUGGGGGAUAGAUUUCUCCUUUUUAUUACAAGGCUCAUGGAAGGAUAUAUAGUGCCCCUCUUUCCACUAGAUUUCAGUUCAGAGGCUCUUGUCAUCAAGGUGUUGAUAUUGCUAAAACUUAAUAUUAAACAUGUCUUUUGAUUUAAAUAAACGACUACUGUUAAUAUUGUUAAAUAACUACUUUUAAAGGUGUUACCUCAAAAUCUUUAAAUCAAAGUUAAUGCUGAAAAACAGCAGUCAGAGUUUUAAGGUAGAAAUAGCCACACGUGUGUAUUUGCUUUUAAAAUCCUACAUGUUACAUCCAGACAAAUCAUUUUAAGCAGCCAAGUUUGGUAAUUUUGGAUUCCUCUUAUAAAUUAUACUUUUUUGAGACUGACUUCUUAAGAAAUGUAGUGUUUAUAUAAUAUUUAAAUGCAAAAGAGAAUAUUAAUAUAAAACAUUAUCAGUUAAAUUUCAUUCCACCUGACAGUAUUUUCUGUGUGAUACAUAGUCAUCCCAGGUGUAUAAUUAAUUUUGAGUGACCACAAAUGGAUGGUUAGAGUUGUGCUCUUUUAAGUGUAUAUGCAGUUAAUACUGGCUAUUGUUGUUUCAUUAAAUCUCUUUGAAGAUCCUUUAUUUUGGGAGGUAUAAGUAAUUUUUUAUUAUAAUAAUAUGUUCACAUAUAUGUUUUUAAAUCUCACUUCCUUAUAAAGUUAAAGAUGUGGCCAUUUUUAAAAAAUGGCUGGUUUUAUUUAUUUAGAAAGACAGUAAAAAACCAGGAAUCAUUUGUUAUUAUACUAUUGUUAGGACCAUAGCUCUAAUCUGGUCCACUAACCUUUAAAAGAAACUGCAAAGGCAGAGACGUCAGAUUGUAGCAGUAAAUAUUCACUGGCAAAGUUUUUAUAUCAAAGAUUAGAGCUUUAGGAGAUGCUCCUGGGAUUUAGUGUACUCUGACAUCUAUUAAUCCCUGAUACCUUGGGUGACUUGUCAAAAAGUGCUCCACUUACAAAGAGUGUGCAAGGAGGCCCAAGAGGGCACAUUCGGCGGAAGGUCAAGGAAGCAAUUACUGUUUCCUGCUUUUCCCUAAAGAACUUCCACAGCAAAUGCUGUCCACCUCCCCCACCCCGUCUUAGCAAGGCCUGUGAAUAUAAUGAAAUGAAAGUUCAAGUUCCAGUGGAACAUAUUACCAAUAUUACUUGGUUCUUAGAGCUCUUCUUGCAUGUGAAUGCACGCCACAGUUGAAGAUGUACAGUGAAAUGGAUUUGAAGAAGUGGCUCUUGCUGAAGAAUAUCGAUUUUUCAUCUCUGUUUUCCUGUAUCUCUGCCAGGGGUCAAUAUUCGUGCUGGUGGUGGAGUGGGUGUAGACUGGGCCCUUCCUGUAGCAUGAAGUUAAGUUAGAGUUAUUUUGAGGAGUACCUGGUUCUGAGUGGAUAUUUAGAAGGACUCUAUUGAAGGCUCACAGAAUUUAGGACAGGAAAUCAUGUCGACAGGAAGUCCCCCCUGGGACUGUGGCCUUUGAGGGAAGUUUUCAACAAUGUCAGACUUGAUCUACCUCCAUCUAGCCAUUCUGCUCCCCGAAUACUGAGAAUGAUGUUAUCGGAGCUCCAAGGACAGAGUUGGAAAUAACAACUCUUAGGACUUCGGGACUCAAGACUGUCACUUCUACUUAUUCUUGCCUCAGUGCAGUGGAGAAGUUUGAAAGUCUCUUGAGGCUUUCACAUACUCUUGAGUCCAGAAUUUUUAAGACUGGCACUGGAGAUACACACACACACACACACACACACACACACACGUAUUUUUUCGUGUGUGCCUAUUUUCCUCUUCCCUAAAAUUUUGGAACACAUUUUAAAAAUAAAAGUUUGCUCUCCUUGGAGCUUACUUUUAGGAGUAAUAGACAAAAAAAUUAGUGGUAUCAGACUUUGGCUUAGUAUUGAGAAGAAUUUUCAAUAAUAUUUUCUAAAUGUACCUUGUGGAAUAACAUAUUUACCCUCAUUGGAAAUAUUCAAAGAAGCUGAACAAGCUGGAUAUGCAGUUUAUAUCCAACCUGAGCAUGUGGUGCAAGGGUAGACUAGAAGGUGUAUCUCAAGUGUUGUCCAUCUUGACAUUCUAGGAUUCUGUGGCAUUUUAUUUUUGAGUGGUGCAUCUGUUUUAAAACUGUGAAUAAUUGCAAUGUUGGAAAUUGUGAAAGUUUUUAAUUUUUGAGAUUUGGGAAAUAGGUUUUCUAGGAGGAGCUUAUCUUCUAUGAAGACCAGAAUGAGAAAUUUUUGUAUCACUCCCCAAUUUCUUGGAAAUACUUGUAUUUGUUAUUUGUUUAUUUACUUGCUUAUUUUUGGAUCUCAGGAGGUGUGAGUUAAUCAUCCCCAUCAGGUCAUGAUGCACUCCCAUCAGGCAAGACUCCACUGUUGGAAGAGAGAUGAUGACAAGGUGGUGGCAGAGAUCAUGGCAAGAUGUUUUGUUCCAAGUCUAAUAACCACCACCUCCUGGGAGGGAUUUCAUUUUGUCGGUCAUGAGAUUCGGAUUACUGAAGCCAUGGAUUGUUAUGGUGCUGUUGUUUGGCCAUCGGCCCUUGUUCUAUGCUAUUUUCUGGAAACAAAUGUAAAGCACUAUAAUAUGGCUGACAAAAAUGUGAUUGAAAUCGGAGCUGGAACAGGGCUAGUCUCCAUCGUGGCAAGUUUACUGGGUGCACACGUGACUGCCACAGAUUUACCUGAAUUACUUGGAAACCUGCAAUAUAAUAUUUCCCGAAAUACCAAAACGAAAUGUAAGCAUUUGCCUCAGGUUAAAGAACUCUCCUGGGGCAUAGCUUUAGAUGAGAACUUCCCCAGGUCUUCCAACAAUUUUGACUACAUCCUGGCAGCUGACGUUGUCUACGCCCACCCUUUCCUGGAAGAACUCCUCAUUACCUUUGACCAUCUGUGCAAAGAAACUACCAUCAUCCUCUGGGUCAUGAAAUUCAGGUUGGAGAAAGAAAAUAAAUUUGUAGAUAGAUUUAAGGAGUUGUUUGACCUGGAGGAGAUUUCCAGUUUCCCUAGCCUGAAUAUUAAGUUGUAUAAAGCUAUGAAGAAAAGUCGGAGGAGUGCGCGAUAUCCUCAAAGGAGGGCUUCGAAAGCAAAGGGGGUUUCUAGUAGAGUGUUCCUUUAAAGAAGAUCCAGGAUGAUCUGACAUAGCACUGACUUUCCCAAGUUUCUCA